GAACGCGCCAGAGACAGGGGAAAAUGCUUUUUGAAUAAUUUAGUUGUUAUCAUGCUCUUCUCCAACUUUCGCACACAUCUCAUUGCAUCACAGAGCUAACCUUAACUAAUAACUAGUUAACAGCAGUUUAACUCGCGUCACUUGACAGACUUCUUCUCAAAACACCGCAGCUAGCUUACUCUCUCCCUGCAGAUAGCUAGCCCGACGCACAGUCUAUAGAGGAAACAUGGAAAACAGGUCCAGUAUUUGACUUUAGAGAUGGAAAAGUUGCAGGCAGCUGCGGUGGAGGCAGCGGAAGAGCUGCCCUCCAUGCUGUGGGGGCUGGACCCGAUGUUUUCUGCCUUCUGCAGGCUGUAUGUCAGAGACAUCCUGCACAUGCCUGAGUCCAUCCAGGUGCCAGGUAUUUACUUCUAUAACUCGCAUCCAGUCUACAAAGUUGAUGUACUUGGGACAGUAGUUUACAGGAGAGAAAGAGACGACUUCUUCUCUUAUGGAGUGGAUGAUGGGACUGGUGUUAUAAACUGCAUGUGCUGGAAGAGUGACCUGUUGAAAGAAGAGCAGGAUCCUGGUAAAUCUGGGGGAAGGCAUAGUGAUGCAGUUCAGGAAGGCUUCAAUCCAGUCGCUGAGCUGAAGAAGCUGAGACAGGCCCAACAGAACCGCAGCAGCCUGGAGAUUGGAGAGCUGCUCCGAGUCAGAGGACCGGUCAAGACCUCAAGACAGCAGAGAGAAAUCAUGGCCUCCACCUUCUAUAAAGUGAAUGACCCAGUAAUGACAGCACAGAUAACGUGGAUGAUGGAGGUUCCUCAGCUAUACAGACAGUUCUAUGACAAACCACUCCAGCUGCAACAUAAUGCUACUGGGUCCUCGACCAUCAGUCCCCUCAACAAGGCAAAAAAUAUCAUUCUGGAUUUCUUUAAGCAGCAGCCGGUGAGCAGGUUCAGGCCCUAUGAUGUCCAGGACCUCCUGCAGCCUCUCAUCUCCUGCCAGCCUCAAACAACAUCUGCUGACCAGGAGCCUGUAGCAAGUCCGUCUGGCUACCAGCAGAUACGACAGCUUCUGAAGGAAACCCUGGAAAUUUUGCAGAAAGAGGGCAUCAUAUACCGCAAGGUCAAGUCUCAGGAUGAACUCUAUCAUGUGACUGCACAGGAUAAUGAUCUACUCAUAGCUGUAAAAGACAUCAUCAGGGAAGACUCGAGGAGAGAGAAGUAUGCAGAGAAGGGCUGCCACAUCCUGCACAUCCUGUCAGCAGUCAGGCAGAGGUACAGCCUCAACGUGAACAAAGUGGCACUGGAGCUGGUCCUCAAAACACUCGAGUCCAACAGUGACAUUGUCAGCACCAGUGAAAACCAUUACACUGCGUUUUAACAUAAGAACAGUGGGUUGGGGACCCCCUAUUACAGACACAAUAUUUGUAACAUGGCUUAUUGCUCCACAAUGUGAGCGACCAAUAUGAGUAAACCAUAUGAUUUGUAUUUUUGUGUUCAUCAUGAGCCUUAGUAGAGCUCAACAUUUGGUCUAUUUCAUAUUACUGCUUUUAUUUAAUGUAAGUGUGCCAAGUUUACAUGCAAAAUUAGGUAUAAAUCAUUUGAUAGACCUGGAAAGUCUAAGAAAAUGAACU
Limanda limanda (common dab) is the source of this 1618-nucleotide messenger RNA. RefSeq names its product STN1 subunit of CST complex (gene stn1). Gene Ontology annotation, biological process: double-strand break repair via homologous recombination; nucleotide-excision repair; DNA replication. Gene Ontology annotation, cellular component: site of double-strand break; chromosome, telomeric region; DNA replication factor A complex. The record is from RefSeq and is a predicted model, not a curated record. Bases 259 to 1365 code for a protein of 368 amino acids. NCBI's taxonomy places the organism in Eukaryota, Metazoa, Chordata, Actinopteri, Pleuronectiformes, Pleuronectidae. The transcript has 9 exons. Gene Ontology annotation, molecular function: single-stranded telomeric DNA binding.